AUGAGCAGAACCAUCACCUCCUUACACAAUGGUACCACACCUGCGGGGUUACUGACCACUAUAUGGACACCACCAUGCCCUGAUGGCCCGAUGACGACCUGGGACUCGAACUGGACGAAGUCCCUGAAGGUCUGCAUGCCGACUAACUACAAGGAUAUAUACUAUAAUGGCAACGUGGGCUACUACUCACCUGCAAUCUGCCCGAGUGGCUAUACGUCGGCUUGCAGGCGGUACAACACGCAUCAAGGACCGCCGUUGGAGGCGGAGGAGACGGCAGUCCUAUGUGCUCCUUCGGGCUAUACCUGCAACCCAGACCAGGGCGUUUCUAAUGCAUGGCACACGCAAACCGCGGACAAGUCUGCUCCCAUGAUCCAAGUCCGAUGGCAAGCUUCUGACAUUUCGACCCUGGAGACGCACCCGCUCACGCCUGGGCUGAGGCCUACUUUGCAGACAAGAACGAGCCAGGGAUGGACGACACCCACGGCGACGACCUCCCCCGGUCACGCACCCGACACGGGCAGCGACUCUGCGCGCGCCAUGCAAGGCAGCACAAUAGCCGUGAUUGUCAUUGGGUCCGUCUUGGGAGUGUUGAUCCUUGCUAUGAUCAUCCUGGCAUUCUUGAGGUACAGUCGGGCUUGCUUCCGCCGAGGAAAAGAGCCCGUAUCUGGUCCAGAGAUGUCUUUCCAUCAAGCAGGGUCUCCUUCACAGGGGGCGGGAAACCAAGCGUCGCAUCCUUAUGAUGGCAGCAGAAACGCAGAGGCCGGGGCGCCACAUACGACUUACUACAGCCCGUCGCAUAUAGGACAAAAGCCUCCCAUCGUGGGCACGGAAGCACAGGCAGUAGCUUCCCCGGACCGCCAUGACGAUACAGUGACUGUGGCAUCGGACCAAGACGCGCAAGCUACCCAGCUCUUCUUCAGCAGCCUAUUUGAGAUGCCGGCAGAGGGUCUGCAGCAACGGCCGCCAGCUCCUCCAGCGGAGGCGUCAGCGUCACCACCCAUGGAUGUUCCAUUGGGGAUGACGGGUGGGCAAGAGGGUCAUCGCACUUCUACUCUUCGAUGGGGGGCCCAAUGGCGGCAGUAG
This is a messenger RNA of Pyricularia grisea, 1083 nucleotides long. RefSeq lists its product as uncharacterized. The record is from RefSeq and is a predicted model, not a curated record. NCBI's taxonomy places the organism in Eukaryota, Fungi, Ascomycota, Sordariomycetes, Magnaporthales, Pyriculariaceae. The transcript is spliced from 2 exons. The coding region runs from base 1 to 1083 and encodes 360 amino acids.